AUGGAGGACGAGGAUGACGAAGUACACUACGUCCCCGAGAUCACGGCCACUAGUUGGCCUCAUCGCCGGGGGAUUGGUACCCGACUAAACUACGGCGUCGACGGCGAGGUGCUUUUGUCGGUUCCCGGCCGCGGUGCCGACGUCACCGGCGAUGCCACCAUCCCCCGAGUCCGCGAUGGCCCCCGCUUUUUACCCGAUCCCAAAGUGGGGGUGAUCCGAGAGCCAUCGUACCGUGUCGAUGUCGGCGAGGAGAGAGACAUCCCUCGCUUGGCACUGGGGCUAGGCCUGAUUCUGCGGGGGUUAUUGGCCGGGGUGCUCGAUGACGGGACGCUGACGGCGAAGCCAGUGGAGGAAGCCGGCGCCAUCUUUCUGAAACGGUAUACAACGUUUGACCCCAGCGACCGGGCGAAAAUCGUGUGCUAUUCGUUUAAUGGCUCCGACCACUACCUUGCAUUUACCGACGAUACUAAGCUUAUCAUCACCAAAGCCAUAUGCGAAGCUACUGAGAUCGAUGGCCGAGAAAUAAGGGUACCCCAGGAACACCGCCAGGUCCAGGUGGUCGAGUUUGGCGACUGGAUUCAGGAAGUGAAGCACGAAUUUGGUGGAAACCGUCACAUCACGUUGCUGGUGCGGUGUCGUAAUGCUGGUUAUCUCGUCGACAUCACCGCUAAAGGGGUGGACAAUCUUACCUACGAGACGAAAUUCUCGUCGGGAGCGCUGAUGGCCGCCAUUGAAACUGGUGAUAUUGGGGUGGUCGAGGCUAACGGGUCGGCCACAGUGUACAAUGACAUGGAAAAGGUGGUGGCUCAGGGCAAGCUAGAUACCGACGAAGUUUCGGGAUGGAGACAAGUGUUAUACCACGACAACACGUUUUAUUUUGCUCUGCGCCAGACGCUCUCGAUUGUCGUUGAUCGCCAGGUGAAGACGGUGGCGAUGUUACCUCAAGACGACCACUUUGUCAACCUUCAGACGGCCCCUAAUAACUCCCUUAUCAUCCUCACUACUGGCGAGUUGAUCUGGUACCGGGGAAGAGAGCGGGUAUUGUCGUGGGAAGUGUAUUACGAAGUGGCCUCCAACCCUCAGGUGAUGGUGGUACCAGAAGUUGACGACCCUCAGGAGUUUACAGUGUGGGUACUCUUGGAGUGGACGGUUUUGGUGUAUACGUUUGGCUACGAUGAACAUCAGCGGCCCAUUUCCAAAAGAGACCCGUAUAUGAUUGAACAUCUGCCCCUCCCCAAGUGUCUGCUGAUGGCCUAUUUCCAAAUCCACCCGGAAGUGGGGAUAGUGUAUGGCUAUGCUAACGGUGGCUCGGUGACGCUGACGUUAGUAUCCCGCACAGUAAAGUUCCCCGACCCGGGACCACCCCCAACGCCCCUGCCCCCGCCAGACGCCCCAAUGCUAUCAAAAUACUUUGACAAAAUCAUGAAAUACGUCGACCAGCAACUGCCACCACCGCGGCCCGCCACGUUGGAAGAAUAUGCCCAGCGGUUGACCAGCUAUGCCGACAAGCCCCGACUGGAACCGACCGUCAUCCUUGAAGAGAUUGUCCCCAUUUCCGAAACCACUGACUUUGACGAACUUCAAGAUAUGUUCACCGAGAUGAAACAGUACUUUGCCAGUAAACGGCUCCAGGUUACUACCAGUCCUAAGGACGCCGACGACGCCCCGUUUGCCUACUAUUGCAAAAAGUAUCCCGACAUCCCGCGAGAGCGAAUCGCCAAGAUGGUGUCGUGUCUGACGCAAGUGAUUAAUCUCGAUCACGUGGCGACCAUGGACAAAGAGGACGAGCAAUUGGUUGAGUCUAACCCUAUUGUUAGUGACCUCAUCAGCCGGUGGGGGGAUGAGGCGCUUCAGCCGACGACAGUAGCGACGAGGGCGUCAACGGUGCCGGAAACCACGAUCAUGCCCUCAAUCAAGCUCACCCAGACCCAGCCGUCGGCGACCCAGGCGGACGACACUCAGGGGCUGGCGCUGGCGACCCAGACGUCGACGGCUAAACGCAGCAUGCCGAGUCAAAAGUCUCGGAAAAAGAAGAAGAAGAAAAAGGGCGGCUUUGCCUGA
This is a messenger RNA of Diutina rugosa, 2061 nucleotides long. RefSeq lists its product as uncharacterized. NCBI's taxonomy places the organism in Eukaryota, Fungi, Ascomycota, Pichiomycetes, Serinales, Debaryomycetaceae. The coding region runs from base 1 to 2061 and encodes 686 amino acids. The record is from RefSeq and is a predicted model, not a curated record. The transcript has a single exon.